Messenger RNA from Musa acuminata subsp. malaccensis (wild Malaysian banana), 2118 nucleotides. RefSeq lists its product as uncharacterized. NCBI's taxonomy places the organism in Eukaryota, Viridiplantae, Streptophyta, Magnoliopsida, Zingiberales, Musaceae. The record is from RefSeq and is a predicted model, not a curated record.
CCGUGCGCUCACGCACUAAUGCCAUCCCCUUCCAAACGAGCCCCCUUUUCGCCGCCUGUCAUUCCAAUAAAAGAAGCGCUCCUCCUUUCACGAUCCGCGGGUGUCGACGAUUCUUGGGAUCCUCGCAGGCAACCGGACUCUCUCGCUUCGCAAAAGGGCGUGGACAUGGCUCCUUGCGAUCCAGAUUAGUUCGUCUUCCCUCCGGUUGCUUGGUUUUCUUAGUGCCGUGAUCUGGGGUCAGGCCCAGGGGAUUCUGUGCUCAAGGAAGGAGAUUUUCUGGUCAUUGUGAUCGAUUUCUUGUCUGGUUUUGCAUAAAGUUUUGUUCUUUUUGUGAUUUUCCUGUGAUUGCUGAGCGCUAGGGUUUGGAUUUUGGCUUCCAAGUAUAAACAUUUGAAGGACAAGAGGGUUGGUUAUGUUUCAGAUGGUUGGUUGGAUUGGUGUGAAGAAGCCAGUAGGAGCUGCAAGAAAUGUGGAAUCUUUAUGUGAUUCCCUUUGGCUUCUGAAUGUUUUGUGGAAUUACUGAUAAGUGUUAAGUCUAACGAGGACCGAAUUGGACAAAAUUGAUUGGGGACUUCGCUGCUGAAUGAUGCGAUAUGGAGGGAAACUUAAAUGCUGGAAGCAUGAUGUCGGGAGCUUCGUAUGGUGUGCUGGCUUUGCAAGGAAACAUGUACAUGCAUCAGGGCUCGAUGAUCCAUCACCCACCGGUGUGUGACGCCUUCGGUGUAUCAGGCAGCCACUUGCAGGAAUCUGAUCACCGAGAAGGUGUUUCCAUCAUGGACUACCAUAAAGGAGAGCGUGGCAGGACCUCAAUGAGCGAUGACGAUGAGCCAAUCUUGACCGAGGAUGGAGUCGAUGCUCAAAAUGAGGCUGGCAGAGAGAAGAAGGGCUGUCCGUGGCAGCGAAUGAAGUGGACUGAUGCAAUGGUUAGGCUUUUGAUAACUGCGGUCUCUUACGUAGGAGAAGAUGCUCCUUCUGAGUGUGGUGGGAGGAGGAAGUAUGCAAUAUUGCAGAAAAAGGGGAAGUGGAAGGCCAUAUCAAAAGUUAUGGCCGAGAGGAGAUGUUAUGUGUCACCUCAACAAUGUGAAGAUAAAUUCAAUGAUCUUAAUAAGAGAUACAAGAGGCUCACCGAUAUCCUUGGUAGGGGUACAUCUUGCAAGGUGGUUGAGAAUCCGGCACUUUUGGACCGUAUGAGUAAUCUCUCAGAAAAGAUGAAGGAUGAUGUGAGGAAGAUUUUGAGCUCAAAACAUCUUUUCUAUGAGGAGAUGUGCUCCUAUCAUAAUUGUAACCGGUUGAAUCUACCUGCUGACCCAGCUCUUCAACGAUCGUUGCAGUUGGCACUUGGAAGUAGAGAUGAGCAUGACAGAAGGAGAGGCUCACAUGAAGAUGUUGAUGAAGAUGAUCAAAGUGCUGACGGUGAUGACGAGGAUGGUGAUGCUGAAGAACAUAAUGUGCACGGGAAUAUGGUGGCAUCAUGCUUCCCAAAAAGGAUGAGGCAUGGGGUGAACCAUGAAGAAGCGGUUUUUGGUGACACAUCUGCUUUACAAAAUUCUACUAGAAGCCUUCAACCUCAAGGCUUAACCUUAGAUAUGAACCAAGUAUUUUCAGAAGGAUCUAAAUCAACACUGAUACAGCAGCACUGGGUUAAUUAUCCGCUUCAGCUCGAGGAGAAGAAAUUGCAUAUUCAGGCUCAGAUGCUGGAGCUCGAAAAACAACGCUACAAGUGGCAAAGGUUUAGUAAGAAGAAAGACAGAGAACUAAAUAUGAUGAGAAUGGAAAAUGAACGAAUGAAGAUUGAGAAUGAACGCCUAUCCCUUGAAUUAAGGCAGAAGGAAAUGGAGUUGGAUCUUACUUCAAUGAAAACACAGUGAUGCAAGAUUAUUUGAAGGAAGCCAUGGAAGUAUCAGUAUGGUAAGCUUUGCUGAUUCGAGGAAGUAGCUAAUGAUAAGCUUUGCUAGUCAAUGGUUACUGCAGUCCUGGAGAUCGAAUGAGUUUAUGACUCAUUCUUUUUCUCUGUCUACUUUUCCUUGUAAAGAUGAUCGGUAGCUUUUCUCAGGGUUGCCAGUUCUUGACUAUUAUAAGUAUGAUAAUGGUUUCUGUUGAAGAUGAUUUUCUCUUCUA